Messenger RNA from Clonostachys rhizophaga, 993 nucleotides. The record is from the annotation of a GenBank genome assembly. NCBI's taxonomy places the organism in Eukaryota, Fungi, Ascomycota, Sordariomycetes, Hypocreales, Bionectriaceae.
AUGACCACUGAGAAGGAGAAGGAGACCCCAGCGACAAUGCUACCGGCUUCUAUCGCUAUCUGCAAAAUAAGCCUUCUCGGCAAUAUUCAGUAUGUUGCCUUCGGCCUUGGUAACAGCAACUACCAACACUACAACCGUGUAGUAGGCGUGGUAGUCACUGCUAUCGACGGCCUGGGAGCUCGAGCACUCAUGUUUGUGACCAAGGCUGAUGACGCUGACGGAAACACUGAGGAGAAGUUUCCCUCCGAAAAUCCCGGUCCCAACCCCGACUUCGAUGAGAUUUUGUUCAAGCACUAUUUGGAGAUCAGCGCCGCCGUGUCAGCAGACACCCUUGGCUCACUUCUUCAAUCCGCUCCAUCUCUAACUGUCCGAUUGUUCUUGGGACAAUACGUCAAAGACAGGCAAGCUUACAUCCAGCUCGCGGAAGAAAACCACCUGACGCUGGGACGCCUGCUACGCAUGUCUGCUAUCAAGGGGGGUUUGUCCAAAGACGGCGACUGGGCCAACCUCUCACUAUCAUUCGUCGCCGAAGUCCUCGAAGCCCUGCGACCCAGGUUGUAUUCAAUUUCCAGUAGCAGUAUGCUCGCGCCGCGGAAGCCAGCGAUCACAGCUCUUGUGGUCGAAAAGCCCCUGCGCAACCUAUCAUCAAAGAACGAGUUUUUCCCUAGCCUUCACGUAGCAAUCCGAAAAUCUAAGUCCCAUCCGCCUGCCGCAACCAAAGACAUCAUCAUGAAAGGUGCGGGAACUGGAAUCGCACCCUUCCGCGCAUUCUUGCUGGAGCGCGCCCGUUUUCACGCCAUGUCGCGCCCUGUCGGACGUACGAUCCUCUUCUUUGGCUGCAGAGAUCCCAAGGAGGACUACAUAUAUCAAGAAGAGUUGGAGCAGGCUGCCACUAGUUUACCUGGGGCUGAGAUUGUCACAACCUUUUCGAGGACUCAAUACCCUGGCAAGGCGGGUAGGGGCUAUGUGCAGGACGCUGUUGCUCGCGGGUAA